Molecule: messenger RNA, 1713 nt
Organism: Aspergillus melleus
Lineage: Eukaryota; Fungi; Ascomycota; Eurotiomycetes; Eurotiales; Aspergillaceae
Gene: AGE2
Product: stromal membrane-associated protein
Exons: 5
Coding region: 1-1713 (570 amino acids)
Biological process (GO): intra-Golgi vesicle-mediated transport; endocytosis; endoplasmic reticulum to Golgi vesicle-mediated transport
Cellular component (GO): Golgi apparatus
Molecular function (GO): metal ion binding; GTPase activator activity
Source: RefSeq, a predicted model, not a curated record
AUGUCUCGACGCGCGACGCCAUCCCAGGCUGCUCAGAACCAGCAGACCAUCAAGAACCUGCUCAAACUCGAGUACAACAAGACAUGUGCCGAUUGCAAACGCAAUAAACAUCCACGAUGGGCCUCCUGGAACCUAGGAAUCUUUAUUUGUAUCCGCUGCUCGGGCAUUCACAGGGGAAUGGGUACCCAUAUCAGCCGGGUGAAAUCCGUGGAUCUCGAUGCGUGGACCGAUGAACAACUGCAGAGUGUAUUGAGAUGGGGCAAUGCGAGAGCCAACAAAUACUGGGAGGCGAAACUGGCGCCCGGUCAUGUUCCCUCGGAAGCUAAGAUUGAGAAUUUCAUCCGGACCAAGUACGAUUCAAAGCGAUGGGUGAUGGACGGCCCAAUGCCCGACCCUUCGACGCUGGAUGUCGGCGACGAUGAUGUGCCCCUUGCGGUCGUCCAAGAGAAGGCGAAACUUGAGCGCUCGGCCUCCCAACGAGUGGCCACCUCUAGCCAACCCCCCGCGCCCCAACGCCAACAACCUGCUAUCGAUCUGUUUGGUGAUGACAUCUCUCCUCCGGUGCGCCCUAGCACCACCGAACCUACACCCCGAGCUGCGCCGAAACAGCAACAGCCGCCAGCGCAGGCUGCCCCCAAAGCCCAACGCCCGGGAGACUCGUUGCUUGGGCUGGAUUUCUUCGGCAGCACCGAGCCGGCGGCCGCCAGCCGUCCGGCUAGCACGGCCUCCACGCCGACGAAUCCUACUGGCAUGUCUCGACCUGAUCUGAAGCAAUCCAUCCUGUCGCUCUACUCGAAGCCUCAGCCUGCUCCGGCGCAGCAUCAACGGACCACCUCGUUCGGCGAUCUGGCAUCCCCUCCCCCGCAGUCGGCUUCUUCCAUGGGUGGUCUCACCGAUGCGUUCAGUGGAUUGAGCUUCCCAUCGACCACGUCUCCUCCACCUCCGAAGCCCGCCGAGAAACCCUCACCUUUUGCCAACCUGACUAGCUUCGCAAAGUCGACUCCGGCCGCUCCCAAGGUUUCUUCUCCUACCAUUUCUACCAGUGGUGGAGGUAGCUUGUUCGACAGCCUCACGUCUCCGACCAUCCCCCCGGCCAAGCCCCAGUCUCGUACCACGUCGAUUUCUUCCAACGGAUUUGACUCUGGAUUCGGCGGCUUUGCUUCUCCCCCACCCAACAAGCCGAACCCGCCACCACCGUCGUCUCUGUCAAAUGAUCUGUUCGGCCUGUCGUCUCCGCCCCCAGCUCCGGCAGCUGUGGCGUCGCCGUCUCCACCCCCGGUCAUCUCGUCCCCGCAACAGGAGCUGAGUUCCGCUUUCAACAUCAGUUCCCCGCCUCCACCUAAGCCCCAGGCCCCGGCCGCAUCCACGGCAUCUAUCGCAAGCGCUUUGCCAGCAAGCAUUGACCCUUGGGGCGGCGGUAACGCUUGGUCCACCCCUGAUCCCGCGCCCCCUGCACCCUCUACAACCACCACUGCGGCCUCGAUGAUGAAGGUGCCGGAUACCCUGACCGCUAACGAUAUCGGUGCUGGCUGGGGUGCCCCGUCCCCGUCAGCUUCAAGCUCCAAGCCAGCCCCCACGGUGGCCGCGGACGAGGACUUCGGCGGUUGGGCCAGCGCAGCCCCUGUGUCGUCGAGCACGACAGCGACAAGUUCGACUAAACCGGCUGGCGGGUUUGGUGGCGCUGAUGAUCUAUUUUCUAAUGUUUGGGAGUAG